AACGGAAUUUGUGUCUGGACUUGUAUUUGAUAAAAUCUAUUAUUAUAGUGGAUAUGAUGGCGGAGCAAUGAGAUAUAAUGAUUUUUUUUAUAUUGACCUAAAACAAUCAUUUUCUAGCUCUUCUCCUCCAUAUCAAUUUAUAAAAAAUUCUUUGGAAUUAUAUGAUAGGAUUGGAGCUGCUACAGUUUCCCAUGCGAAUAAAUUAUAUGCUUUUGGUGGUGAUACGCCACUUCCUAGACUUUGCAAAAUUCAAUCACUUUCAAUGAAUCCUGAAGUCGUAUAUAUUCCAAAUACGUUUUCAACACCAUCUUUAAGAAAAUGGCAUACUUUCGUAAUUGACCAUAUGAAUGAGAAAAUAUAUGUUUGGGGCGGAGUUAAUGAAACAAGCAUGGUCAUGAACUUUUCAUUUCUUAGUUCUACUAAAAAUGAUGGAAAUAUGUAUAUAUUUGAUAUCGUACAGUCUGUUUGGACUUCAAAUCUUACGCCGAACCAACCUAAUGGUCGUUGCCUUCAUACAGCAACUUUUGUGCCUGAUGGAUGGAUAAUUAUGAUCGGCGGUGCUACUAACCCAGAUGUAGGAAAU
Molecule: messenger RNA, 583 nt
Organism: Racocetra persica
Lineage: Eukaryota; Fungi; Glomeromycota; Glomeromycetes; Diversisporales; Gigasporaceae
Source: the annotation of a GenBank genome assembly